CGAACUACAGUAUUAAGUAAAUACCCGUAAGUUAUUAGGAAGUUCCCUCCAAGUUGUUGCUGCUACAUACGCAAUUCAACGCCUAUCGGAACGCCGAACGUACAACAUGACCUUAGUAACGGACGUUGCGUUGACGAGUUUUUCGAAAUUUUGCAGAUCUGGAUACAAUGAGCUUUAAUCAAAAUGUACCGCACAUCCGUUCGAGUUUUUGAUGACAAAAAUACGAGUACAAAUAGAGAAAGGUACGAGUAUGUACGAUACAUAUUUGUACUCGUACCCAGCAGUAGCAUUUCGUACUCAUCUAUUUCUCUAGUUCCUCGCAUUCAAACCACGUGUUGCUUGUUUCCCACCGAGCAAAUGAAACCUGUUGGCGAAACCGAUAAUGCAAACAGAUACCUACAGCGAAAGUGAUUUGAAUAGUAUCGACACGACGUACUACCAACAGGGUUAGAGAAAGAAAGAAAUACACAGUGGAAACGAAUCGUACUCCGAGAACCCAUCAACCGAACAAGUGCCCGUCCUUGAUCCCGAUUAUCAUACGGCAUGGUAAUUGUGGUCACUUUCUGAGUGAAUCACAUCAAACCGAACAUCAUCCUCUAGGUCUUGCCAUCAUCGAUUGUCGAUUUUUUAAAUUUCCCUCUUGUAUUCUUUGGAUAAACGAAACAACUUGGACAGAAAACGAAACGAAACGAAACGUCCGAAGCGAGUCGAACGAAACAAAAGGAAAGGCAUCAAAUCGCAUGCACAUUCUGUUCCAGAAUGUCAACCCUUGCCUCGAAUCGUCAACAUCAUAGCUAUAGCACCAGCAACCGCACCAUCAUCGAUUCUGUCCACUGGUCGAAGAGCAAACAACACAAGACUGGUUGCUCGUUGUCAAAGAGCAGCAAGCAACAACAACAACAACAGCAACAACAACAACACAACAACUACCACGACACCCACUACUCCAACGAGAGCAGCAGCAGCCACGAACCAACAGAAGAUCCCACCGCUCCGCUCUCGACGACGGAUUCGCCGGAAUCCUCCGCAACCGGCCCGGCAGACGAAUCAUCGUUUGUGAGCAUGUCUUCCUCCCUUUCGGCGCUGACCACUCAAACCUUUGUUUCGGGCUUCACCGGGUUCACAACGACGAUCCGAGCCAAACCGUCACAAGCCACCGCAAACACGGGCAGAAUUUCCGGCAUCGGCAACGACAACGACAACCGCUACUCCAACAAUGCGUUGCAACAGCAACAGCAACCACCGACCGCACCGCCACAAAAUUCCUUUCUAGGCGCGACCUUUGGACCUGCGUCGUCGUCCGGUGCUCCACCCGCUUCGUGCACGGCUGGGGAGCGGCAGCAAAGGAGCGAGCGCAUCCUCCGGUUUGCCAGCAAGCGAUUGAAGAAAUCACACGUCGAGGACUAUUACGAGUACAAGUGCCGGAAGAGAAACCCUCACAGAUCCCACGGGAGCAGCAAACACAACAAUUACAACCAUAACCACAACCACAACGACGGAAUCCUUGACGUUUGUCACUCGGAUAUUCAGCUCGACUCGAUCCUGGGAAACGGAUCGUACAACGUUGUCUAUUCGGUGAAGCGCAUUCGAACCACGAGUGGGACCAGCCGAUCUCACUCCCAUCUACAACCGCGAUCCAUCGAUCCGAACACCGUGGUCGUCAAGACGCUGCGUUCGAAACUCCUGAACGACGUUCCGAUGCUGGCCGCGUGCGCCGCCGAUCUGCGCAAGGAGGGCCUCGUGCUCGCCGCCCUCCAGCAGCAGCCGAACGAAGAGGAAGGCAACGAGGGAGCAAGGCACGUCAUCAGGAUCCUGGCCUGGGCGCCGACGGGCCUCGAGGCCUAUUCCAACGGGUGCCACGACGCCUUCUUUAUCGUUCUGGAGAAACUCGAGGGAACCCUGACCGACACCCUCAAAGAAUGGAAGGCACUUGAGGAAUUCCAGCAGCGACGGCGACGAGCCAGGCAGCGACACGAUCGAAAGCAACAACAAGAGCAGCAACAAAUCGAGUCUCUGACCGAAGACAUCGAGUGUUGCUACAACCCUGGGAGACAGAGCAUCAGCAUCCACAACGAACACAACGUUGGCUACGAAUACGAAUACCCACACGGCAAGGGUCACAGCAAACACAAACGCCGAUCCCGGCUAUUGGGCUCGGUCAAAAAUUCCUUUGUCCAAAAAAAGAGAUUCAUCUCGAAGGCCCUGUCGCAACUCCAGCAAAAGCAGUUGCUGAAACAGUACCAUCGAUUCGAGGAAGGAAAAGAACAAGGAUUCGAGCAACGGGAAGACCGCGAGCGCGGCUUUGAUUGCCACUACGAGCACAUCUUUCCUUCUGGCUCGAACCGCGCUCACGUUCAUCGCCCAGAUGUGGAUGCGGACGAGGCCUAUUUCUGGAACGCACGCCUGGGCCUCCUGAUCGAUCUCUGCGGUGCCGUGUCCUUUUUGCACUCCCAGAAGAUCAUCCACCGGGACCUCAAGCCGGACAACGUGGGAUUUGACCGCAAUGGAACCCUCAAGAUCUUUGAUUUCGACGUGGCCCGGAUCCUGCCCCCGCAGGCCGAGGACCCCGACCGCCUCUUUAAGCUCACCAAGAAGGUGGGAUCCCCCCGAUACAUGAGCCCCGAGGUUGCCCGAGGGCAGCCCUACAACGAAAAGACCGACGUGUAUGGCCUCGGCCUCCUGGCCUACGAGGUUCUGAGCCUKAAGCGACCUUUCGAAUCGGUUCCGAGCGGCCGCAGCAAGAACCAGAAGUCCCGGAACCCAAACAACCAUCACAACAACAGCACCGGUGUCUACGAGGAUUGCGUCCCGGUCGUGGUCCGAGAGGAGCAACACCGCGACUCGCAGCGUAUCCCGUCCAAGCGGUCGGAGCGCCGGAAGGGCCGCGUCGAGCGACUGUUUUACUGGGUUCGCAACAAGGACGACCGUGCGAACACCGAUGGAAUCAUACAGCAUCAAAAAGCCAACGGCAACAUACCAAAGGAACCCAUCAACACCGACGACCACAACAACUCUCAGCAUCCACGCCGCCUUCCAAAAUAUGCUAAUCUUCGGCCGCUUUUGCCAGUUGCAACACCACAAGAACUGCUCCACGAAGAGGAGGAGGAGGAGCAGCAGGUUAAUAGCAGACUCAUGUUCCAGAGCAGGGUCGAUAGCAUGCUGCCAUCCACUAGCAAAAACCCAUCUCUAUGGACGCGCAAGUUCCACAAACACGGCCAAGUGUUCGGCAAAAUUUUCGGUAGCAGCCACCACGGUAGUGGUUCUAGCAGUCUAAACGCUGGCAACGGCACCAAGAGCAGCAGCAAGCAACAACAACAGCAGCAGCGGCAACAGCAGCACAACAUCAACGUCGUCGACUUUGAGACAAGGUCGUUCUUUUGGACGCAAUCCCUGCGAACGAUCAUCGAUCGGUCCUGGAGUUACGACAUACCGACACGUCCAUCGGCCAGUGGUCUCAAGCUUUCGCUCCAGGCCGAGGUGGAUCGCAUCAACAACGCUAUAAACGUCCUAGGCAACACGAACCACAAAUCACUCCAAAGCGCAAAGAGCUGCAACAGCGGGGACGAUUACUCAUCUUCCAGCAUUUUCCUCGACGGAGUAUCAAUCACAUAACCUUAGUAAGUUCAUGCACUAGCAUAAUAACACAGUUUAAACAUA
Messenger RNA from Pseudo-nitzschia multistriata, 3657 nucleotides. Lineage: Eukaryota; Bacillariophyta; Bacillariophyceae; Bacillariales; Bacillariaceae. The record is from the annotation of a GenBank genome assembly.